GCAAAUUUAAGUUUUCAUUAUUGAUUAAUUUAAAAGUUAUUUUCUCUUGUUUUUCCACUGUUAGUGUGGAACAGUGCAUUAUCAGAGUUCUCUAAAGAAUGGCAUCUGCACUUAUCUUUACAGUGGUUUGCUUCCUGGCAGCAAACGUGAAUGCUAAAACAUAUUUGAUUAAAACUACAGUCCCUUACGGGUUGAAGAAAUUCGACAAAAAUGUCCCAGUGAGGUCUGAUAAAGAUGAAGUAAAAGGAUCAGAUUAUGGAUUCCAGCCAUAUGCAAUUCCUAAUCCAGAUGGUACUUAUAAGAUUAUAAAGAAACCUGGAUAUGCUUCUGAAAUAAUUACUGCUCCUACUGGAUAUGCAUCUGAAUCAACAACUGCUCCAGCUGGAUAUGCUUCAGAAUCAAUAACUGCUCUAGCUGGGUAUGCAUCUGAACCAACAACUGCUCCAGCUGGAUAUGCAUCUAAAUCAACAACUGCUCCAGCCGGAUAUGCUUCAGAAUCAACAACUGCUCCAGCCGGAUAUGCUUCAGAAUCAACAAAUGCUCCAGCUGAAUAUGCAUCUGAAUCAACAACUGCUCCAGUCGGAUAUGCCUCUGAAACAACAACUGCUAAAGCGGGAUAUGCUUCUGAAUCAACUAUGGCUCCAAGUGGAUAUAGUUCUAAUAAAAAUGAAGGAGAUGAUUACUUUAUGUCACUAAACCUACAUUUUCCCUCUGGUUUUAAUUCUGCUACUGAAUAUUAUGAAACUAAAUAUACUUCUGAAUCAACAACUGCUCCAGCUGGAUAUGCGUCUGAAUCAACAACUGCUCCUGCUGGGUAUGCAUCUGAAACAACAUCUGCUCCAGCUGGGUAUGCAUCUGAAUCAACAAAUGCUCCAGUCGGAUAUGCCUCUGAAACAAAGAUUGAUAAAGUGGGAUAUGCUUCUGAAUCAACUAUGGCUCCUGCUGGGUAUGCAUCUGAAUUAACAACUUCUCCUGCUGGGUAUGCAUCUGAAUCAACAACUUCUCCUGCUGGGUAUGCAUCUGAUUCAACGAUUGGUAAAGUGGGAUAUUCUUCUAAAUCAACUAUGGCUCCAAGUGGAUAUAGUUCUGAUAAAAAAGAAGGAGAUGAUUACUUUAUCGAGACUACUCAUCGAACCAGAAAAUCUUCAUCAAAAAUUAUGGAUGAAAAUUAUUAUGUAAACUAGUAGGAUUACACCUAUAGGAACCUAGAUAAACUAAAUAAAAAGUUCAUACUUUG
Eurytemora carolleeae is the source of this 1237-nucleotide messenger RNA. RefSeq names its product cell wall protein TIR3. Lineage: Eukaryota; Metazoa; Arthropoda; Copepoda; Calanoida; Temoridae. The record is from RefSeq and is a predicted model, not a curated record. The transcript is spliced from 5 exons. Bases 99 to 1184 code for a protein of 361 amino acids.